Messenger RNA from Trichobilharzia regenti, 4847 nucleotides. The record is from the annotation of a GenBank genome assembly. Lineage: Eukaryota; Metazoa; Platyhelminthes; Trematoda; Strigeidida; Schistosomatidae.
AAGACACUGAAGGUUGCUAUCACAUUUUUGAAAAUGUUUUCUUACUUAAGUAAAAAGAUUACUACGCAGAACAACAAGAAAUUGAAAUCAGUGUCAUGGAGUAAAGAACAUGGCUACAUUGCCUGUGGAGGAGAGGAUGGUUUACUGAAAAUUCUUAAGCUUGAAGUGCAAAAUGAUAAUAAACUUAAAGGUUUGGCUGCUCAAACAAAUUUGGUGAUGAAUCAGAACCUGAAAGGACACACAGGUGACGUUCAGGUGAUUACAUGGAAUGAAAAGUUUAGAAAAAUUACAUCGUCUGAUCGUAAUGGCCUCAUAAUAGUUUGGAUACUUUACAAAGGAGCAUGGUACGAAGAAAUGAUAAAUAACAGAAACAAAUCAUCUGUUCAGGAUAUGAAAUGGGACCCUGAAGGUCAGAGGAUUUGCAUAGUUUACGAAGAUGGGGCGGCUAUAGUUGGAUCUGUGGACGGAAACAGGAUAUGGGGGAAAGAGCUGAAGUGUGGUAGCCUUACAUCAGUCGAGUGGUCACCAGACGGAAAUAUUCUACUGUUUGGCCUGCUGACAGGAGAAGUCUGUGUUUACGACAGCUGUGGGAACUUCCUGUCAAAAAUAUCAAUGUACUGUUUGAACAACAUACAUGGAGCUAUUCGGCUUGUGGGUUUAGAAUGGUAUAAAGGAGAUAAAGGACAUGCAACACGCUUACUACCGUCAUUAGUUGUGUGUUAUGAUAUUGGACGUUGUCAAAUAAUGAAAAACCACGAUGAUCCAGAUCCAGUUUUGUUAGACACAGGGAUUCAGAUAACAUGUUCAUGUUGGAAUGAAGAUGGAUCUAUGCUUGCUGUAGCUGGAACACAAAAGUGUAAUCAGGCUAGUUCAUCACCGAUUUCUAAAUCAAAUGAUCGUGAUGUAAAUGUUGUACAAUUCUAUAGUCCACUAGGAGAUCAUUUACGUACACUAUGUUUGCCUGGUAAAUGUUUAACUGCAUGUUCAUGGGAAGGCAAUGGCUCGUUAAGAUUAGCUUUAGCUGUAGACUCAUUUGUAUACUUUGCUAAUUUACGUCCAUAUUAUAAAUGGGCGUAUAGUUCAACAACAAAUACAAUAAUUUAUAGUUAUUCACGUCAACAUACAUUUGAUAUGUCAGUUGUCUUUUGGAAUUUGAAAACUAACAAAACCAAAGUGAUUUCUGUUCGUCAUCUAAUUCAUAUUUGUGCUGCAGAAGAAUAUGUUUGUUUAGUCUGUAAACUGAAUGAUUCUAGUCAAGGGGUUCUGUUGACAUUGUGCACAGCACUUGGUGUUGCAUUGGAAUCAAAACGUGUUCAAUUCGAACCAAUGCAAACAAUGAUGACUGGAAAUCAAGUGAUUUUAAUCAAUAAAAGUUUUCUUUAUGCAUGGCAAUAUUUUACACCAAAACAGAUCCUUGAAUUAGGCUCAACAUUUACAGGAGCAACAGCAACAACAACAUCAAUUCUACGUCAACGUGAUGGAAUUGAAAGACUGUAUCAUAUAGAUAAAAUUUCAAUGAAAUCAUUGUCAACAUCUUUAGAAGACGACAUGCCUUCAUCAGUACUUCAGACAGGAAUCGAUUGGAGUAUACUAAAGCAAACUGAGACAUCUGAUCCAAUCUGUACACUAACCAUCAGUCAUUCAACUCGACGGUUAUUUAUUGCACGAGAUUCAGGGCUGAUACAAUUGCACAGACUACCAGAUUUAUAUCUUGAAAUGAAAUUUCAAACAGAUGAUAAUCGUCCUUAUCGAAUAUACGUGAAUUGUGAUGCAACCUGUUUGGCUGUUAUCGAUGAGUCAGGCAUACUAAGAUUACAUUUAAUACCUGAUUCAUAUAACAAUCUACCUUCAUCAGUGAAAUUUCAGGAUAUUGACAAUUUUAUACGAAAAGAUGUUUGGGAUGUUAAAUUUGAAGAAGAUAAUCCGCAUAUGUUUGCUAUAAUGGAAAAAACUCGAAUGUAUAUAUUCGAUGGUCUGCAAGCAGAACCAGCUGUACAAACGUCUACUUUUCUUUAUGAAUUUAAAGAUUUAGAAGUUCAAGGUAUUCUGCUAGAUGAACUGGUUGGUGCUGCAGAUCAACCGAAUGAAGAAUUUCUAUUAAAGACUCCUAUAAAGAAAGUUAGAGAUUUUAAACAAAUACUCGAAAAAGAUGGUUUUGAGAAAGCUGCAGAAUUCAUCACUAACAAUCCACAUGUUCAAUUAAGGCGUUUGUUAAUUGAAGCUUGUUUAGAGAAACAAGAUUUGGAUAUGGCGGAAUUACAAUUUGUACAUUUACAAGAAUAUUCUGGAAUACAAUUUAUUAAAAAAUUGAGAAAUAUUCAGUCAAAAUUAAUUAGAAAAGCGGAAAUUAGUGCUUACUUCAAAAGAUAUGAUGAAGCUGAAACGCUAUUACUGAAAAAUGAUCGUCCUGACUUAGCUGUAGAAUUAAGAAAACGCCUGGGUGAUUGGUUUCGCGUAGCACAGUUAACUAAAGAUACUGGUAUCUUGGUAAAGGAUAUAGAACAAGCUGAAAUAUGGAAUGCUAUGGGUGAUCAUUUCUUUAGUCAAAUGUUAUGGGAUAAAGCAGCCAGUUACUAUCGGCAAGGAGAUGAUCUCAUUAAAUUUGCUGAAUGUUUAUACCAAAUGGAAGACUAUCAGGCAAUUGAAAGAUUGAUAGAAGAAAUGCCAGAAGGUCAUAAGGCUUUAUACGAUUUCGGCUUAAGAUUUGCCAGCCUCGGUAUGAUACAACAAGCUGUGUUCGCAUUAUUAAAGUGUAAUCGCCGUAAAGAAGCAAUCGAUAUCUGCCUACGACUUAAUCAUUGGCGAGUUGCUUAUGAAUUAGCUAAACGUUUAGAUACACAAGACAAUGAAAACCAGCAGCAGCAGCAACAACAACAACCACAGCACCUAUACUUAAAACAACAACAAAAAAAGAUCGAUAAUUCUUUAAGUCAAACAAUCAACCAUUUUAUUGAACAAGGUAGAAUUAUCCAAGCUGUGGAAUUAUACAAACGUGCUGGACGAUUUUUAGAAGCUGCUGAAUUACUGUAUAAGGAAGCACAAAAAGCCAAAUUAUCUCCUAAUGUACCACCGUUGCAUAUGAAGAAAUUAUACGUACUUUUUGGUUUAUUAAUGGAACAAUAUUAUGAACAAAGUAAACAACAAGUUUCCGUUAAACCAAGAAAUCCUACAUGUGGUGAAGGUGUAUUAAUGGCAAGCUCUGCACUCGCUGGACUACUCUUAGCUGAACAAGAACACACUUCAUUGAACUAUGAAGAUGUGAACAGCUUGGAUACACAAGGUAAAAAACAGAAUGGAAGUAUCUUCAACAAAGAAUCAGACAUCCUAGAGAACAGCAAAAUAACUGAAGGCAAUAGAAACAAAUUAUCUGCUGAAAAAGGCGAUACUUCAGGGAAGACUAAUCUCCAAUUGAUGACUAAAUCAACUGAAAUCAGCCGACUUAUUGAUCAACCAUGGAGAGGCGCUGAAGCAUAUCAUUAUGCUAUGCUGGCUGAAAAGCAACUUUACACUGGAUCAAUUAAUCGAGCGCUUAGAACUGCACAAUUAUUAAAAGAUUAUGAAGAUAUACUAGAUCCGUGUAAAAUUUAUAGUUUGAUUGCUCUGUGUUCCAUCUAUGCAAAAUGCUUUGCCACAUGUUCUAAAGCAUUUAUAAAAUUAGAAAAUUUAACAGAUAUCUCACAAAUAGAACAGAAUACGAUAAAAGAAUUAGCUGUGGAUAUAUUUUCAAAAUAUCCACCUACAAAUGAACAACAGAAUACAAUGGAAUUCCCUGAAAUGGAUUCAAUGUUAGAGAGGUAUGUGGAUUUAUUUUUUUAAGUAUCUUUUUUGGGGAAGGAGGAUAGUAGAUGGUGACAAUAAUUGUUAGAUUCCAAAAUCUAGUCCAGAAUAAUAUUUGCUAUCUGGUCUCAUUUCUCCAAGUUUGUGUCACUUUUUAUACUUAAAGUUACUCAUAGCCUCUACCAGGCGAGUCCUAUUCACUUCCUUCACAUGGUGGUGGUGGUAGUGAUGGGGCUGUUUCUGACAACAGUGGAAGGACUAGUGGUGACGUCUGGCAUUUAUAACCAAACUGGUAAACAUUCAGGUCUAACUAGCGGAGUCGUAAGACCAAAACCCUGAUUCCAAACCUAUGGUGUACAUAGGCUGCAGAAUUCAAAUGGCAUAUUGGCCUGUUUUGGUCACUGUCCACCAGGAGGAUGUAGCUGCUAUGCCUCAGCACUGCCUGUUGGAUUAGACGUUAAGUCGAAGGCUUGGUGGAGAGUGACCCUUUGAGACAACCACCUGCUUCGGUCUAGGCGUCUGAACAGUAUUCUAUCCCCUGGAUUUUGUAUGACUCAUCUCAUCUUUUGGUUGGUGCCCAUAAUAUGCCAAGUUUAUGUGUUUAUGAAUAUACUCAAAGUUCAAUUUUCUCAUCUAAUGCUAUCUCAAGUGAUCCAAAGGUUAAUUUUCUAUUGCUUCGGUUGACAUGUUCAAUAUAAGAAGAAAUUGAACACGUGAGAUUUCUUACACGUGAUAUACAUUUAAGUGUGAGAACUUACCUAAACUAUUGGCUUCAUGUUAUUGUAACUUCCAUUAUCAUUUCAAUAAUGAGAAAGUCUGCAUGAUGCUCAGAAAACUGAUUAUCAAAUUUAAACAGUAAAGGGGUUCAGACAUGGUAAAUUUCACAACAACCACAGUGGUGUUAGCAGUUGGCCUUAGGUAAUAGCUUUUUAAUUCAUGAAAAAUUGUCAUUCAAACAUUAAUAGACAGAAGACCAGUAGCAAUUCAGUGAAGAGUCGUCUCUUUUCGGCGGCGAAUUCAUUUCCAUAGCUGUACAAUCGCAAAUAUACAUAUGGUUGUUUUGUAUGUGU